AUGGAUUAUAGCGAAGGAGAAAAAUUAGUUUAUUAGGAUAAAUUAUAGGCAGCCCUUGAGUUUUAUGAAGCGUUACUGAUUAAAGAUGAAAAUGACCCAAUAGCCUUAAGGGAAAAGACGUUUUGUUUAGUUUAAUUAGAUAGAACUAGCGAAGCUAAAUAGUUAAUAGAAAAAUUGAAAACCAUUUUAUAAAAUGACUAUAAGGUUAAGUAUUUAGAAAUAAAGCUAAUAAUUUAAUAAGGGGAUUCCAUAGGCUCUUAAAGAAAUAUGAAAGAAUUACAAGAAUUUAGCAAUGGCCUUGAGUAAGAUAAUCAAAUUAAUGAUUGUUGGAGCUUAUUAGUUCGAGGAAUACUAUCUCAUAUAUUAAAGAAUAAUUUCAAAGAGAGCUUGGAGUUUUUUGAAAAAAGCUACAAUAUUAUUCAGUAAUCAGAAAAGUAUUUAAUAGCCCAAGAGAUUGGCACUCUUUACCAUGAUAUAUAUUAAAUUGAGGAGGAAGAAGAAAUACAAAAACAAUUAGGAAUUCCUAAAAAAGACUGUAUUACACAUGCAAUCAACUGGUUUAAGAGAGUUGGAGAAGAUAAUCCAAAUUAAGGAAAAGGUUAUCUAAUCAUUUCCUAAAUAUAUUUAAAUUAAGAUAAUUAUGAAGAGAGUGAAAAGUAUUGUAAAUUAGCUUUUGAAUUGGAAACAACUAAACCUGUUGCACAAGUUUAAUUGGCUACUAUCAUAUUGAAAAGAGAUAAUAACUUAGAAAAAUCUUUAGAAUUAUUAAAAGAUGCUCACACAAUCCUAAAAUAAUCUUAGUAGGGAACCUAAGAACCUUCUGCCAUAAGCCCAGAAGCAGAGCUGAUAAUAUAUCAAGCUAAAACUUUAGCUGAUAAAGGAUAUAUUAAAGAGGCGUUAUAGAUACUAGAAGAGAGUUUAAAGACUCAUCCUAAAAACCCUUAUAUUUAUUUAGAAUUAGGACAUACUUUAUUUUCAAGCAGCGAUGAAGAUAUUCCAAAAUCUGUUUAAUAUUAUUAAAAAUGUUAUGAAAUUGAUCCAGAAUUUAAAGACCCAGCCCCUGCUAUUGCUAUUGGUUCAUAUUACUUGACUUAGAUUUAAUAAUUAUAAGAAUUAGAGGAGGAGAACGAAAGAUUUGAUUCAGAAGCGGAGCUAGAAGAGCUAGUAGCUGAAAAUGAAGAAAAUAAAAAAAAAACUUAAAAAGAUUCUUAAAAUAGCUAAAAAACUAACAAAAAGGAUGAUGGUGAAGAAGAAGAAAUAGUUGAAAAUAAAAAGGAAUAGAAUGAAGAUGCUGAAGAGGAGGAAAAAGAAUAAAAAGAUUCAGACGAUUAAGAUUCUAAAAACAAAGAUUAUGAGUAGGAAAUUAAAUAAUAUUCUAAAAAGGCUUUAGAAUAGUUUAUGAAAGCUUUGAAAAUAGAUGAAAGCAGGUGUUAAAAAGUUCAUAAAAGCAUAGCUUCAUGCUAUAGAUUGCUGAAUAAACCUACCUUAGCCUGCUAGAGUUAUGAAAAAGAGCUUGAGUAAGACCCUGAAGACGUUGAAACCAUGACAGAGUUAGUAACAGUUUACAGAGAAUUAAAUAACAAAAAAAAGGCAGUUUCUUUAUUAGAAAAAAUAUUCUUAAUAGACUAGACUAAUGAUGAUAUGUUCCUUUUGCUCUGUGAAUUGCUUGAUAACAAUACAGAUAAAAUAGUUAAUGUUCUGAAAAAGGUUUAUGAUAGAAACCCUCAUCAUCUCGAUAACAUCGCUCAACUUAUUGCUAGAGCUUACAUUUAAUUUGAUCAAAGAUAGCUUUUCAAAUAACCAGAAAAGUGGUUAAAAACUGCUUACGAUUUAAAUCCUAAAAAUCCUGAAACACUAUACACCUACGGUUUGUUGUACAUAGGAAAGGAUCAAUAUGAAUAAGCUCUAGACUGGUUAACUAAAUGUAUUUAGAUAGACCCUGACCAUAUUGACUGUCAUGAAACAGUUUUUGAGCUGAUGGAAAAUUACUUUGACUAAAUUCCUCUUGAAAAAAUUAUAGAUGUAACUAAAAUCUUAAUAAAAAAUAAUGAAGAAUGGUUGUCUGAAAAGAUUAUAGUUUGCAAAAAUAAUGACUUGUUGAAUGCUAUUAAGGAUUAAAUAAAUCAUUUAAUAACCUUAAGAGAUAAUGAAGAAGAAGAUGAUGAAGAAGAAGAUGAAGACGAUGAUGAUAAUAGUAAUGGUGAAGAAGGUGAUGAUAAUGAAAAUGAUCAUGAUUAAGAAAAAGCUAGCAAUGAAGAAGAUUGA
Tetrahymena thermophila SB210 is the source of this 2265-nucleotide messenger RNA. Its product is annotated as tetratricopeptide repeat protein. The record is from RefSeq and is a predicted model, not a curated record. NCBI's taxonomy places the organism in Eukaryota, Ciliophora, Oligohymenophorea, Hymenostomatida, Tetrahymenidae. The transcript has a single exon. Gene Ontology annotation, molecular function: protein binding.